GCGGCCGCUGGCUUUCCCCGCGCGGCCCCCGGGAGAGAGCCGAGAGCCGCCGGAGCCCAGGCUCCCUCCGUGCUGCGGCAGCGGGGGCGCAGCUCGCCUUUGCAGAUGGCCAGUCCGGGCUCGGGGCUGCUGGAGGCGACGCAGCCUCUGGGGGACUCGCCGGAGCCAGCGUUGGCCGAAGCGCAGCAGUGGAUCGAGCAAGUUACGGGGAGAACCUUUGGUGAUAAAGAUUUUCGGUCUGGAUUAGAAAACGGUGUUCUGCUGUGUGAGUUGCUGAAUUCCAUAAAGCCUGGUUUGGUCAAAAAGAUCAACAGACUGCCAACUCCCAUUGCAGGACUGGACAAUAUUGCCUUGUUCUUAAGAGGCUGUAAAGAAUUGGGGCUUAAAGAAUCUCAGCUUUUUGACCCGGUAGACCUGCAGGACAACUCAAGCAAAGCAACAGUCAGGAAUCUUGACUGUAGCAGAAAGCUGAAAAAUGUUUUAGUCACCAUCUAUUGGCUGGGGAAAACAGCAAACAGCAGCACUGGUUUCAGUGGAGCAACGCUCAACCUGAGGGAGUUUGAAGGAUUGCUAACGCAGCUGAGAAAGGAGACUGAGGAUGUUGAGAGCCCCAAGCGCAGCAUCCGUGACAGCGGCUAUGUAGACUGUUGGGACUCUGAACGCAGCGAUUCCCUUUCUCCUCCCCGCCACGGAAGAGAUGAUUCUUUUGACAGCCUGGAUUCCUUCGGCUCCCGCUCCCAGCAGACGCCGUCUCCAGAUGUGGUGCUGAGAGGAAGCAGCGAUGGCAGAGGAAGUGAUUCGGAAUCUGACUUGCCGCAUCGAAAGCUGCCAGAUGUGAAAAAAGACGAUAUGUCUGCAAGGCGGACAUCUUAUGGUGAACCCAAAUCAGUUGUGCCUUUUAACCAAUACCUCCCCAAUAAGAGUAACCAGACUGCCUAUAUUCCGGCUCCUCUCAGGAAGAAGAAGGCUGAACGGGAGGAGUUCAGGAAGAGCUGGAGUACUGCUACUUCUCCCCUAGGAGGAGAGAGACCUUUCAGCAAAAGCCACCCUGAAACUAUCGAAGAGGAACAAACCGAAGUACUGGCGCAAUCUGAAGAAGAGUGUUCGGGCUGUUGCGUGUCUACUGCAAACCCCUCUGGGAAGCCUAUUCAAGCAGAAGUGAACCAAGGAGAGCCUUUACGUCAGUCGUCUACACAUUCUGCCAAGAAAGCAGCGGGGCCCAGAAAUCCCGAAAAAGAUCCCAAGGAACUGGGCAAGCUACGAAGGAUUGAGCAGGCCGGUAUUAAGAUCAUGCCGGCUGUGCAACGCUAUGGUAGCAGUCAAUUGCACAUGUGCGAAAUGGAUGAGCUUACUCCAGACAUCAUCCUUCGCAAAGAGAACCCCUUUAUGCUGAGCUAUCAGCGGAAAGAUUCUGGGUCCGAAGACGAACGAGAUGACAGGAUUCCCGACCUAGAGAAGGAUGAUUUUGCUAUACGCAGAGCAAGACUAAAUCAGCCCAAACUUACGUUGCCAUUUAACCAGUAUCUACUUGGAUCUUAUGCAAACAAAGAUCGAGGUAAAGUGGAAGAAGGGAAGAAACAAAAGAAAAAGCAGGAAUGUUCAAGUGGACAGAAGAUGGGUGUGACUUCAGCGAGGCCGGUGGUGAUAUGCGAAGACAAACCAUUCCUGCAGUCACAGAAGGACGACUCUAAGGAGAAAGACCAAUCUAAAUUUCCAGAUGUUCAAAGAGAUGACCUGGCUAAGCGAAAAACUCAGGCUAGCCCCUCCCAAGUAGAUUUGCCAUGUUUUGUGAGAGCUACUAUAACACAAGCAGAUCAAGACACCUGGGACCGACUGAAAGUUUCAGGGAAUUCCAGCGACGAGGAGCUCACGAACGCCCCAGGUUCGUUUCUGACCUCCGAAACGGCAGUGGAAGCUGCCGGUCGUAACCGCUUUGCAAGCCGCAAAGUGAGAAUGUCCGAGAAGGCCAGCAGCCCCAAGCAGAGGUUUGUGCACUUUGGGCCAGUGACAGAAAUUGACCUACAUGCUUGGGAGAAGCUUUCAAUUGCUAGGGCUGCGCCUAAAGAUGACAUGGAAGAGGCAGCCAAUAGGGAAAGAGCUGGGGCUCUUGGGACCACAGCUGAAACCUCAUCCUUGCUCUUUGUGAGCCAUGUCAACUCUCUUGGUCAUCCUGACGAUGUCCACAGGCCGCAUGCUAAUCCCAGUGAAGUUAUGGAUGCAUGUAAUUCAUCUCUCUCGGAUGCCUGUGCUGAUUCUCAGAAGCAAACACCAAGCAGUUUGAGCGAGUGGCACGAGAGCAGCGAGGAAGAGAUGGAUAGCAGCUUCCCAGAUAUUGAGAGGGAUGAUAUGCUGGCUAGAAGAUUUGGAACUUUUCAGAAAUCUACUAGCCCCCUUCGCCCAUCUUGUCCUCCCAUUUCAGUAGUCAGUUAUCGUCCCUUGAAACAGCAAGGAAAAGAACGGAAGGCUCUGCAGAAAGCAGAAAGAAGUUCCCCGUUGACUUGCGCGACACGACAUUGUUUGGGAACACCUUCCCCCGUAUCCCUAAGCUCUGUUGCCACAUGCGAAGAUGGCUUUGAGAAGUCUAAAGACCAAGAUGAGCACAGAACUAAUCCAGCAGGAGGCAAAGCAGGAUUCAGGAAUCCAGGGAAAGAUGACAUGAUGGUGAGAAGAACCAGAGAUUUUCCGAAGCAGACUGGACCAAGUGUUAGUCAGUUCCUCCCAGUUCCUUUCUCGAAACAGCAGAAUGGUGGGGAAGCAACUAAGGAUCUUGUAAAGACUGAACAGAAAGUCAAGAGCAUUACCGUGACGGACUCGGCAGGCCCCGAAAAGCAUCCAAAGCUUUGUGCAGAAAGUCCUCAAAAGCUUUCGGCGCAACCUGAGCAGAAACUGGAUGAUGGAAAACACAGAGUCCCUGGUGUGAGGCAAGAUGGCGCCUCUUCUGCUCCUCAUAAGGACUUGCUAGACUCCAAGCCACUCCAGCCAGGAGAUUCUUCAGAGAUGCAGCUUACUGAAAGAAACAGCCAAGGAUUUGCGUCUCUAAAGGACGGACAUGCACAAACAUUCGGCUCCAGAACUCCUGUGUCUGAUGACGCAGAGAGCGUGAGCAUGUUUGACAUGAGGUGCGCAGACGAGGCUGCCGUGAUGCAACCUCAUAGCCAAGCUCGCCACGAGAAGCUGCAGACUAUCCACCACCAGCUCAAAGAGGAAGAGGACCGGUGGCAAGAUGACUUAGCCAGGUGGAAAAGUCGCCGGAGAAGCGCUUCUCAGGACUUAUUUAAAAAAGAAGCCGAGAGAAAGAAGAUGGAGAGACUACUGACUGGCACUGAGGAGGCCAGUGAGCGGAGGAAAAGCAUAAAGACCUACAGAGAAAUUGUGGAAGAGAAAGAGAGGCGCGAGAGAGCUCUGCACGAAGCGUACAAGAAUGCCAGGUCACGCGAGGAAGCGGAUAAUAUUCUCCAGCAGUACAUCGAGAGGUUCACCAUUAGCGAAGCUGUCCUCGAGCGCUUGGAGAUGCCAAAAAUUCUGGAGAGAAGCCAUUCAGCGGAGCCAAAUUCGUCGUCCCCACCCAAGGACCCCAACCCCCUGAGAUACUUACGGCAACAAUCGCUCCCCGCCCCCAAGUACACUGCCAAGGUAGAGGCAACCAUCGCUCCCGCCGGCGGGUCAGAGGCCAGCGUCUCGCCAGGCCGCACCUCUCCAAGCAAACCGUUUGUCUCGAAGGCUGUGCCUAUGCUGACUGCCAAGCCUUACUCGCAGCCCAAAAGCACACAGCAGGUGUUGAGAACCUUUAAGGUGGAUGGAAAAGUCAGCAUGAACGGAGAAGCUGUCAACGGAGUGGAAGAGGAACGAGAGAGAGAAUGCACAACGUUAAUAUUUGCCCCUUCGCCAAGCCGAUCGCCAAAGUCCAACAGUGCGGUGGACGGUUCCUCAGUGGAGGGGGAACAAAACAGCCCUAGCACUGAGCUUGUCCUAAAGCGGCUCAUCGAGCACAGCAAAGACAGAGCGCAGACGGGCGUCUUGACGGAAGAAGCGAAAUCAAUCAACCAAAAUGAGAAAACCGAUGCGGAAAGACUGUCUCCAGACCACAAAGAAUUCAGCACAACCGUUUCCCGUGCCAGCCCUACUGUGGCCAUGGCGGAGUUCUCUUCCGUCACGAACUCUUCCCUCAGUAAUCAUCGCAAGGAAAUGGGCUCAAAUGAGGAGCCGAAGACACUUGAAAGGGGGCAACUGAAGGAUGUAGAAGCACCAGUUAUCCAGAAGGUAGAGACUUUGGAAGCCCCUGUGCAAGAUGGAAGCAUCAUAUUUCCACUUUUGAAGAUAAUCCCUGAGAGGAGCCAAGUGGUUUUGCAGAAUUCUGCCCCACAAGCUGGCACUGAGAACAGUGACAAAUCAAAUCGCUUUGGUUGCUGGUCUUGGGACCCAGAGGAGGAGCGUAAGCGACAAGAACGAUGGCAGCAUGAACAGGAACGUGUACUUCAGGAAAGGUAUCAGAAAGAGCAGGACAAGUUGAAAGAAGAAUGGGAAAAGGCUCAAAAGGAAGUUGAAGAGGAGGAGCGGAAAUACUAUGAGGAGGAACGCAAGAUCAUUGAGGACACUGUGGUCCCAUUCACAGUCACUUCGAGCUCUGCAGAACCCCUGUCCACGUCUUCCUCUGUGACGGAUGGAAAUGGGACUGUGAAUAUGGUGGACGUGAGCUACUCUGAAGAGGAAGAUAAGCAAAAGGAAGAUAGAACUCGGAAGAAUUUAUUUUCUGAGCAAGAUGGUGUUCCCUUUUCAAAAAGCAAAGAAUAUGAACCAUGGAAGGAGAAUAUGAGCACUGUAAAUAAAGAAGAAUAUAUAAGAACCAGUAAACAGAGAGGAAAUGAGCAAGACCCACAGAUGUCCAGGACAGAACGUCUACAGCCCACUGAGAUGACUUUGCCACUGUGCCAGGAUGUUACGUGGAAUCAGCAGUUAUUAAGUAAACAGAGCCCACGUGUUUCAGACACGAAACAGAAAAACUUUCCAUCGGAACAUAAUUUAGGUCUGCCGGUCAGUUCCGCAAGAGAAAUGAGGAGGGCAGGCUGUCGAGAGAGCUCUGGAGCUGGGCGAUCAUCAUCAUCACCCUGUUCUCCUACAACUCAAAGCCAGUCACCCAACAGGUCUGUAAGCGGAAAGAAACUCUGCUCUAGCUGCGGACAGCCUCUCGGGAAAGGCGCAGCCAUGAUUAUCGAAACACUCGGUCUUUAUUUCCAUAUUCAGUGCUUCAGGUGUGGAAUCUGCAAGGGACAACUUGGAGAUGCAGCAAGCGGAACAGACGUCCGGAUUAGAAGUGGUCUUCUCAACUGCAAUGACUGUUACAUCAGAUCCAGAACCGCUGGUCAGCCCACGACUUUGUGACAUGGAUUUCAGUCUUGCGUGCAGAUGUGUUCUCCAAGAAGGAUUGUCGCUGUUGUUCUGUUCCUGGGGCUUCUUCGGGACAAUCUCUUGUCAGAGCUUAUAUCCAUGGACUUGAUAGCUCUCAUCUCAUCUUUGCAAGGCAGGCACAAAAGGCUACAUCGGCUACUUUCCAAUGCAAUACAUAUUCCACCCCCUUUCUUAAGUCACUUACAUUACAUGUAUGACGUUCAUCUCUGGACUUUCAGCUCCUUUUCCCUCUCACAGGAGCGUGCGUGUUCCAUAUUAUCAGUUACGUUUCGUUUCCGAAUCUGCUCUUAUGAAAGUAACAAGGAAAUAAAGAUGCAAUAAACCUGUCCUGUUUCUAAUACGACUAGGAACUGAGAAUGUUAAGUUUACACUACUUUUUGUAGAUGUUCUAUAAUAUGCCAAUGUGUAAAUCUAAUUAGUUGCAUUUGAAGAAGAAGAAAAUUUUAACAGCAUGACAGAAAGCAGUUUCCCCCCUGUUUUGUUUCUGAAGUGGUAACUUUUUUAUAUAUAUACAAAGACACUAGUUUGAUCCAAACAUCCUGUAAUUCUGAAACAUUUUACUAUAUUACUUUCAGUGGAAGUCAGGAAAUUGAGUGAGCAAGUGAUUGCAUGUUCAAUCCUAUACCCAUGGACUUGGGAAUAGGACCCACUGAACUCAGUGGGGUUUACUUCUGAGCAGACAUGCCUAGGAUUGGACUGACAGUCAUGCCAUCUGUUGUGUGCAUAAAAUGAUGUUUCUUGUAAUAACAAACUAUUUUACCGAAUGAAGUGUUUUCUCUAAGCUUAAAUAAUACAUGCAUUCAAGGUUGUAGAAAUACCCAACAGGUCGACUGGCAGCCCAUGAGAUGAAUCUACUUUCUGAAGCAAUUUACCAGCCACUGGUAGCUGUACCCUGUUUUAAUCGAAAUGUGCCCAGGGUUUGACUUAGAUGCAGAGGGAAGUUGGUACCUAAAUCAUCAUCUAGCCCAAUCUCAAUGCAGCUCCGUGAAGAUGUGACGUUAUUUCUCUCCCUUGGUGCUGGUGUGCGAUGGUCCGUCUAUGCCUCGGCACGUGUGUACCAUAAUUGUGAAAGUGAAAGUGUUGCUCCUAUGGGAGGGGGGGAUGUAACUUUUUAUGGAGUCUGACCCAUAAACACCUAGCACCUCCGACCACUUGCUGUAUGGAAAAUAAAAUGGCUCCUGAGGAUGCAGGAUUUGGCGCACCCUAGAAUAACCGUUAAGAAGUCCAUCUUGAGAUAAAUAUCAUAGAACGGCCACUGCAAAUGCUUUCUGCAAGGUUGGUGGAGCAACACUGCAAGCCAAGGCUGCUAAUUUUCGGUUGUAGGGAAAGACGUUUGUGGGCGGCAGGGAUGGAGACACACAGCCUGAAGAAAACAGGACAGACACUCUGGAAUUUGGGGCUGUAGAGCCUUUCAUUCUGCAGAGAGUGGGCAUGCUUGACGCUGGAGUAUUCAGUGAUGGGUACAACUUUGGGACGACUCAUUUAUAUAUUCCUGCUUCCAGUAAAGUUGCCACAGAGUUGGUUAAACUUCUGUACCCCAAUGAUUCUGCAUAUAUCGAAUUUAAAGGGGGAACCUGGGCCCGUAUGAAUACAUGGUAAUAAUCAUAUGAUUUUGGCUGAGAUCCAAGCUCCUUAGGCUAAAACCGGUGAGAUGCACUUCCAAAUAAAUAUGCUUAGGAUUUGGGUAUGUUUACACGCACACAAAUUUAGGACAAGGCCAUACACUUUUAUUCAAGGAGGGAUAAAGUGCUGGCAUCAGUCCCCAUGUGUUGGCUCUUCCUGGAACAUUGCCUCUUAUGCCUGCAGCCGUAUACUCUGAAGGGAAAUGGCGCUACAAAGGCUUAAGAGUCAAUGGCCUAGGAAGACAGCCUGAACUCAUAGUGCAUUGAUGCAACUGUUUCCAAGGCUGUGUGCUCCCUUAGCAGCGUGAUCUUCAUCAUUAAACCCAGAUUGAUUCCCACACCAAUCUGGUAACAUGCAUAAUGUGGGAGGGGUACUAUGACUGUGGGCGUCUGAUGUGGUUACUUUGACACUGGCGCAUUCCCAGUGUAGGAAUGGGAAGCAGCCACAUCGUUCCCCACAUGCAGCCUCCUCGGUGUGCACACAAUGUUACGUCCUGGAGCAGCAUGAGAAUCGGCCACAAGGAAGGAGCAGCAACAACCAUGCUUUUCAGAUAGCUAAAGAACCAGCCCUCUUGACCAAUAAUGAUGGAAGUUUUGCAAGAAAUAAAAGAGAGGGGGUGCUAUAUUUGAAUCUGGAUUUAAACCCGGUCAAGUCAGCUGCACCGGGUGUGUUUCUGAUUUAACAUUUUCCUGACUCCUAAGGAACUGGGAUGGUGAUCAGAGGCAGCACACUAGAUUUAGCUGAUGUGCUACGGUUGUAAAAUAGUGGUUUGUGAGCAGUAUUCUUUGGUAUCUUCUGCAGGCUGAGUAAAGGUGCGAGAGAUUGGAAAUCCUAUGUAGUUAUGGUCUUCAAAAAGGAAAAAUAUAUUUAUGCUGCCUUAAGAAUAUGAAAGCAACAAACAAAAUUAAUUGAGAUUCCUUGUUGUAUGUGACUGUAUUUGCACAUCGGUUAUCUCUUGGUGGGCUAGCAGAAAGAAAUAGUGGACAUUUCUUAGGUAAGCAAUAAAUAUUUUCUAAGGGUGACACAGUGUCACUAUUUAUUUAUGUGUCUAGGUGGUUCUUGAUGUGCAGUUGUGCAAACAUGCAACAAUGUCUCCUUUUGUCACUCAAAAGCAUUUGUAUACGAUUGUGUCUAUCUUAAAACAUACGAUUGUCUGAUAGGAAGUUACACAUUUCAUUAAAAUUGUGCCUUAGAAAAUACAAAGCUGUUGCACAUUCACCAGUGACAGAUGGAUGUAAUAAUUGUGGUGUUGUUUUUUAAGAAAAAAUAUUAUUCCUAAGGACAGAGAUGGGCAACGAAGUUGUUCUGCAAACAACAAACCUUGUGGGACUGUCCAUUUGACCCCCACAUUGUGAGUAGUCAUUGAAGUGAUUUGUUUGGGGAUACAUAUAGAUAACUUUGCUGUUUGAAUGGAUUGUGCUGUAGUCAUAAUACCUCUUUGUAUAACACGAAAUGCACAGUAUAAAAACUGAAGCCACAAAUUUGUGUAAAUACCUUUCUCCUCCACCAAAAAAACUGAAUUAUUCCCCUGCUUGACUGCAGUUUUUACAAACACUUACCUUGGAAUAAGCACUAUUGGGGGAAGAAGAAAAAUUGCUUCUUAGUAAGCAAGUAUAGGAUUACAGUGCAAAGCAAUCAUUCCCAAACUGUGGACUGUGAGAGCGUUACUUGUGUGCUUUGUGACAUGAAUUGGACUACAUAGUUAAAAGCUCAUACAAUUCCAAAGUACAGGAGAGGCUGCCCGGUGUUUCUCUGCAUGAUGGAUUGCUCCACCCCCCCUCCUUCCGAUCAGCCAAGUGGAGGCAGAUCAUUCUGUGGUGUGUCUCUGUCUCCAUUGCGCUAUAUUAAAUACAGAGUUGCAGCACAAUUGGACAUCCUCCAAGGAGAUUUCCCAUUGCAUCUCUGAGUUUCUGCUCCUUCCAUUCAGUGGCUUAUGCAGAAACGCAAGAAAUUGGCUCCUCCUGGAUAGCCAUUCUUCCUCUCACACACUACAAAAGGAAACCGCUUUGGGUGCAGCAGUGAUGUGCGCCUCCGUUUUUAAUUCAGACAUGGCUGUGUCAGCUCUCAGAAGUUUGGGAAAUUGCAUCAAGGGUUGGAAUUGGGUGCCUCCUGCUCAGGAAAUGGCCUCUGCUUGUAAACAGACAGUCCUUGAGGUUCAGCUGGAAGGCAGGCCUCUGACCUGAGCACUGCGGUUUGCAAGCCCAAGUGGUCAGUUCCACAAAUUGGACUUGUCAGUGGCACAACCUAUUGUGUUGUUUCUGUUCCCUUGUGAAACAGCAGGGGCUGCUGAGCCUGAGGGCCACACCCAAGCCUCUGGGGGUCACAUGGCCACCUCACACUCUUCUGCAGACUGCACAAACACCCUUUCUCAGCUAACCCAUGCAGAUUAGUUGAGGAUGGGGAUUUGUCGCCAUCUCUGCAUUCAAGUGAUAAAUCCAGUGACCAGGGAGGGAUGAUUUACAUCCCCACCAGGGCACUGAACUGUACCCCACCACAGCAUUUGAUCUACAUUAACCCCCUGCCCCCCCCUUUGCUGCUGCCACAAAAAUCAGUGGCUUUCUGGUGGAAGAGACCCUUGAACUGGGGCUUAGCCGUCCCUGCUUCAAAUAAAGGCAGACGUAAGGACCCAACACCAAUGUUCUGAAGUUCAUUCAGUUGUGGCAUUCUUGCUACUGGCAGCAAGUGUGUUCCCUGCAAAUUGGAGCUGGGUUGUGCAUUAAGUCUCCAGACUGCAGUCUACUUCCUGAUGCAGAGCAGUUGCACACCUGACCGGGAGAUUUGUGUUUACGUCGAUGCCCUCUUAAAAGGUGUUGAGAGAGCAGUCUCGCAUAGGUAUUUUGUGCAUGUGAAGGACUGCGAAUAAGGGCCUGAACCCAGCUUACAGUUGGGUAUCUUCAAGACUUUUGGGAACCAGUGGUGCUUAAGGGCACAGCUCUGUGCUUGUUGAGUAUAAGCCAGUGGGGAGCUCUGAUAAGGCUCCCGUUGAAAUGAAUAGAACUUGCCCCAAGAGCAGAAGAUGGUGUGUUCUUGUGCAGGUCCUGUUGCUUUCAGUGGGUCUUGCACAGCAGCAUAUCCCAGUGGCUUGUGAAGACGUUGAUUUGCACUUGUGUGCAAAGGUUGCUUUUUUAAAAAUAAAAAAAAUCAUGCAAAAUCAUGAGGAUGGUGUAGCCCUGAUCCUGCUUGCAAUAACCUUCAAGUCCUGCCAGUCUUCAGUAAGAGAAUAACUGCAGCCGGAAUUUACAUGCUAGCAGAAUUUUUCAAGUGCAACGUUUUUAUACACAAACAGGAUUUUAUGGCACAUCCACUUAGGAAUGUAGCUGACCGUCUUUCUACUUGUAAACUGGAAGAUGGCAGCAGCUAACUUUACAUGUAUCAAAACCUGAAUCACUCACACGUUCCGCUUCCAUUAAGAUGGAUUAGUCACCAGCAUAAAGAUUUUUUUAAACUGUCAACUCUCCCUCUUUAUAUUUCAUUUCAAAUGAGUAUGCACACUGCAGCCGCCUCAUUAUUUCCAGCUCUGUUUAUAAACGUGUUAAUAUUUGUUUCACAAAUAACUUGGGAAUGGGUAAGGGUAGGGAAUGGCCAGGGAGGGGGGAGUUUAUCUACUGCUAUGUUGGUUUGAAAUGGUAAAUAAUGUGUUUCAAAAGAUAAUUUACUGUUGACGCGCCGAUAUAAUAAACAUAAUGGAUUAAAAUAAAAACCCCAAAAAGUGUAUUUAGCUUCUAAUUUCUUUAGAGAGCAGGCAUAACCAUGUCAUAAUUAUUUUUUUAUAUAUUUCAUUUUCAAAACUUCAUAGUGGCCCUUAUUCUUGUUAUGUAGAAUUAAUUCCGUAUUCUCUGUAGUUAUCUAUAAGUGGUAUAAAAGUUGGUGAGCCAGAAGAGGGCUACUUUAUAUGCAAGAUCACCAAAGGGUGAAAGUCCUACUUGGGUUAAUGUUGAAUACCAGUUACACUAAUCUCCAUUGAUGAUAUUUAUUCUAAAAUGCCUCUGGAAAGCAAGAGAAUUCUUGUCUAAAUGCAACAGCUUUUAUAGUAAAUGUUACGUUUAUAAAUAAACAUUGAUUAAAACUGG
Podarcis muralis (Common wall lizard) is the source of this 11099-nucleotide messenger RNA. RefSeq names its product LIM and calponin homology domains 1 (gene LIMCH1). Gene Ontology annotation, cellular component: stress fiber. Gene Ontology annotation, molecular function: myosin II head/neck binding. The record is from RefSeq and is a predicted model, not a curated record. Gene Ontology annotation, biological process: regulation of focal adhesion assembly; positive regulation of stress fiber assembly. Lineage: Eukaryota; Metazoa; Chordata; Lepidosauria; Squamata; Lacertidae.